AUGGCGGGGCCUCGCGGUCAGCCCUGGGGGCCGACCCCCGGCUGGGCCAGCCCAAGAAGACACAAGUUGCGGAGUUUUUCCUCCGGGCGGCAGGCAGGUCCCGCUGGCGCGCCACUCCUGGCGCGCGGGGACCCCGCGGAGGCGCGGACGCAGCGCCCACCGCCCUUUCCCGGGCGAAAGCGGCGCCCGCCACCGCGCGCCCCCGGGAAAAUCCGGCUGCCGCCCAGGCGGAGGGAUCCCGUCGCCUCCGCGUCCCUCCCGCGCCCAAGGACCACCCGCACGGAACGCGCCUCCACCAAUCGCCGGGAUCGAGCCAAGGCACGAGCAACUCGGGGUGAGUUCAGCCUUCUCGAGAAACUCUCCGCGGGACGCUCCCCUCCGCCGCCAUCCGGCCGUCCGCUCCCGCCGAGGGUUCCCAGCGUCCAAGCGGCCCGGACUUGCCUUCGGGGACUUGCGGGACCGGGGCCGAGCCGCGACCACCGCCUGGUGGGUGGCCCGAGUCAGGGACCGAGAGCUGCUGCGGCCGCAGCCAGAGCUUCACUGCCGCCGCGGCGCAGGUCCCGCCCCCGAGUUUGGCCCCUCCCCGGGACCGCCCCGCCCCGCCUCGCCCACUCUGUGUCCACCCGGCUCCGCCUGAGUCUUCCGGCCCGCGCGCGCUGCGCCCGCCCGCCUCUGGGUAGCCAAUGUGCGCACCUGAGCGCGGUGCAGCCGGUGGCUGGGGAUGACCAGCAGGUGGCCAGAGGCGGCGCCGGCUGCAGCAGGCAACCUGCAGGAGGGCGGGUCGUGACCAGGGAGCACAGAAUGAGGACCCGCGGGGKCCCUGUCGCGGUGCAGUUCACCGAGCCCUGCGUCGCUCCCAGAGGGUCUCCACGGCGGAAUCUUGAUCUGACCGCUUAA
Urocitellus parryii (Arctic ground squirrel) is the source of this 897-nucleotide messenger RNA. The record is from RefSeq and is a predicted model, not a curated record. NCBI's taxonomy places the organism in Eukaryota, Metazoa, Chordata, Mammalia, Rodentia, Sciuridae.